Molecule: messenger RNA, 2726 nt
Organism: Oncorhynchus gorbuscha (pink salmon)
Lineage: Eukaryota; Metazoa; Chordata; Actinopteri; Salmoniformes; Salmonidae
Product: acyl-CoA-binding domain-containing protein 5-like
Exons: 13
Coding region: 201-1511 (436 amino acids)
Biological process (GO): autophagy of peroxisome; fatty acid metabolic process
Cellular component (GO): peroxisome
Molecular function (GO): fatty-acyl-CoA binding
Source: RefSeq, a predicted model, not a curated record
AACUCCCAUGGCAACUUUGUGAAUCAUAUGUUUCGUGGUGUUCGGUUGGACCGAAUUUGAGAGAUCGCUAUCGGAACAGUCAGCCAGCCUGGUUGCAGCCAGUAGGCUAUAUGUAGACAGCAGUGGGUUUAAUCCAUCCAGAGUCAUGCAUAGAUAGGAAGUGACGAUUCUCCGCCUGUCAUCCUGGUUGUGACAAAGCAAUGGAACAAGACGAGCUCGAGACCCGAUUUGAUGCCGCAGUGCGAGUGAUACGGAGUUUACCCGAAGAUGGUCCAUAUCAGCCGGCGGAUGGCAUGAUGCUCAUGUUUUAUAGUUACUACAAGCAGGCUGCGCUGGGGCCAUGUAAUAUUCCAAGACCCACAGGAUACUGGGACACUGCAGGCAAAGCCAAGUGGGACGCAUGGAAUUCACUGGGGAACAUGUCAAAGGAGGAAGCCAUGCAAGCGUACGUCAAUGACAUUCAGCUGAUUCUGGAGACUCUUCCAGUCACAGAGGAGGUGUCUGACCUGCUGGAGGCUCUCGGGGGGUAUUUCUUCGAAGAAGUGGAGGGAGGAGUGGAGGAAGAGAAGGAUGAGGACAAGAGGGCCUACAGCAGGCCUUUCGCAGCAGCUGCAGUGGAAAUGCAGAUACAAAAGGGGUGUAUCCACAAACCAAAGAUGGAAGAGAGGAAGUCCCCAGGCCCUGACAUGAAUCUGCUCAGGGUGAAGGACCGCAAGUGGAGGUCAGAGGUCAGCUCGUCCAACGGCAGUGUGGAGCCCAGCGUCUCCUCCAUGACCAAUGGGACACAGAGCUCCCUCAACAGUGAGGUGGAGGAAGAGGAACUGGCCUACUCCAAAGAUCCCCUACCGGAGAACCGCUACAGGCAUCUGAACAGACACCUCAGUGAGCGUCUUCGAGUCAACGACUCGGACAAUGAGGAAUUCUGUGAUUCAAUGGAACAUUUAGCCAUGGAAGAGGAAUCGGGAAUACCCAGGGUACACUCCUCCGGGACAAGGGCAAGUCAAGCUAGGAGGAGGAGUCUUCAGGGAGAGACCCUGGAUGAGGACCUGAGUCUCCAGGAAGACUCCCCUCACAGGGAGGGGCUUCAUACAGAACGACGUGACAGUUGCUGGUCAAUGAGUGGAAUAGGUUCCAGGUCAUCGGGGCUAGGUUGCGGGUCACAGAUUUUUACCAGUGGAAAUGCUGCAGAGGGCUGGGUUAUGCAGAUCAGGACUGACGCUGUUGCCAAUGGUAACCUUAACGAGCACAUCGCCAUGGCGCUGACCAGGCUGCAGGAGGACAUGGCUAACGUGCUUCAGAGGCUUAACACUCUGGAGGCCCUGACCACAUUACAGACUAGAUCACUUUCUCAGGCUAGACAAGAUGACUCCUUAUCCCUGGCCAGAAAGAGUCCUUCGUGGUGGCCUUUGCACCUGUCUCCUACCACCGUGGUGUUUGCUACAGUCUGGCCUUUGAUUUCUCAUUGGCUGGUUCAUAUUUACCUGCAACGAAAGAGGAAAAAGAUAAGCUGAGGAUCGAGUGUUGUUAUUCAAGCAAGCCAAACUCGAGGGAGAAUUGCCUCUACUUUUGUAUAGAAAUUGUACUUUUCAUUUAAAUUCUCUAAAUGGCACUGUUUGGCACUGGACACCAGCUGUAAUUGUACAGAAAGGUGAUUUGUAAUACAUAAUUCACAAUUAAUUUUUUAUUUAAACAUGGUCUGGAUUUACGGGCACAAUACAAGGUUUACUUACCACUUGAAAAAUGUGUAAUAUUAUUUUGACACCCCACUAAUGCCAUACAAUAUUGUAACUUCAUGGAUCGGUUUCCCGGAUUCCUAUUGGACUAAAAAUCACUUUCAAUGGGAAUUCUCCAUUGAAGUCCAAGAGCUGGGCUCUUAUAGCUUAAUAUUUUCUUACCACAUGACAUAGUGAACCACUAACUUGCUUGACCAUUUGCUCUAAUUUAAAACAGGGUGCAGCGGCGCAAGAUAUAUCACAACUUUGUCACCUAGAAUUACAUUAUGGAUUCUGUUUCUUAAAAAUAGGCAAUACAUGAAUGUUUGUCAAAUGUAUACCCAUAAAAGUAGUGUACAUUGGCCUCCAAACAAAAUGUCACAAGUUUUACAUGACACUGCCUGAGGGGGAUCAAGACACAAUAGAUCUAUUGAUGUGGUGUUGAGGUCCAUGAACAGAACUAGAUUUUAUACAGUAUUUAUUAACCAUAUUAUAGUAUAUACUUAAGCGUACUCCUACUUGACAUUGAUGUUGAUGAAUAACCUUCCAACUAACACUAAUGGAUUAUAUAUUAAUAUUUUAUUCCCAAUAUAGCUAAAUAUUUCAGAAUAUUUAUCAAAGAAAUCCCAGAAGAACAUACAACAUUCAUUAAUACAGAGGGAUGAGGAAGGUUUCUGUGUGGAUCAAAGGCUGAACAUUAUUGUACAAUAUCUGCUGUCUAUUAUCAUUUGCAAUGAGCCCAAAUCAUUCACUUCCAGAAAGAAAUCCUUUAGGGUUUGUAGGAAUGGUUCAUUUUCCUAAUCUUAUGUAGAGAUUGUAGGUUUUUUUCUUCCUGUGAACACAUUGUGUAAUUUAUGAGAAAUGAAUGAUAGAAAACAACACUAUAGUGCAAAAUAUUGUAUUUGUAGUAUUUAAUUAAAUUACAAAGAAUGUAUCUAAGUAGCCAAUUGAUGAUUAUACAAUUAUAACCAGAGAUGCACCUGCAAGUUGCAAUAAAGCCUUGUUCACACUGCA